CAGUAUUAUAGCAACGACGAAGAAAGCAGACACGUACUAAAAUGAAUUUGUCGUGAACAACAAUUAGUACAAUUUGUAUUUUAGCACCAGCGAAAAUCAAGACGAUAACAAUUAUGCUGAACUACAGGGGGAGAGACGGUCGAGCAACUCGUGGCGUGCCACUGAAUGAGCGCAAGUCAACGAAUGCGUCGCAGACUGGGUGCAAACUCUCUUUAACGGGUGGCUUUGGGUUUGCUGAAGAUCAUGAUCUUGCUCAGAAAGAAUGGGAGGGGCACGACGACUUCUACAACGCCAGCAAUGAUUCUCCGCAGCAUGAUAUAUAUUUUGAAGGCUCUCAUCGACAAGUUCUUCUUGGGCAUCAGUUGGACCAACAAGAAGAAGGAGAUGGAGAGCAUUAUGAUGAAGCAUCUGCAACAGACAAAGCUUCUGGUGUCCCUUUUGCCACAGCUGCUGACAUCGAUUUUCUGAUGGGGGAGAUGCCCGAAGGAAAGCCUGACCCCCCUGAGAAUCUGGGUCGCAGUAUGGGUGGCAGUGCCUACCUGCGGUUUCGGCAGCGGGGCCGGAUGAACGAAGGGGCACCAAGAUAUCGAUUCUUAUGGACGAUCAUGCUGGUACACCUGGUAGUCUCGAGUCGUGUAGACUAAACUAUCUUGUUGCUUCCUCGUAGAAGUGCUGCGUUCGUCCGAGAUGAACAUCAGACACAAACGUAACCGUACACUUGUAACAACCACCCCCUCUCCUUCUAAGUCCAACAACCUGCAAAGCUAGCAGACUAGCCGAUGAGUUGUGUGCGAGAGAGAGGUAUAUGAGGUAUUUGGAAUUGCAGAACUUGGCUCUGCGGGAAAAGACAAACUACUUGGCGAUGCACCAGCCGAUGACGGAAUUUCGACCACGCUCAGCAUUGCAUUGGAACACAGCGGAGAGGGGGGAUCAUGUACUUUUUACUAGAAUUAAGUAUACGAUAAUCUACUAUCGUGGUACAACAACUACAUCGAUGAUAUUACAGGUCAUGCAGAUGUAGAUGUUCUUGUUAAAAAACUAAAGACUCUAGCAUCUAGUUCCAGUACUAGUACUGGAUGACCUCACAUCAACAUCAAGAAUUUCCAUUGUUGAUUGGACAAACAUAUCAGACUCUCCGCACUUGGGUUGCGAAACCUUCGGACGCGGUCUGCGCUACUGAAAGGGACAGAUUGCGCGUACUUUAUCGCAGACAUCCUAAGGGCUCGGUGCCUAAACGAACCAAAGACAUGCCAGACUUUGAGAAAAUACAUCGCGUAGAGUUGCGUAGGCGUAACCGCAGUGCGUCGGUUACAAGGAGGGAAAAAGUAGGCAAACGAGACUUUCGAUGUGACAAGAAUGGACGAAUAAUACCCACUGGGAAGCAGGAGCUUCAAAGAGCAGGAGGCGAAGAGCAAGUGUUACAACGACUAAGACACGAAUCUUCAAGGUUUGAAAAAGGAGAUCUCACAUCUCCUUCUGGACGUGGUUUCUUCAGUCGCAGACAUAACUUUCAUGAGAAUGCACCGACUACAACGACAUCAAACCCGAUUGAUGUAGUAGGAGAUGGCAAUGUAGUAUCUUCGCCAUUUGCGCGUGCGGCUGAUGUUGAGGAACAAGAUGAAGAAGAGCAUGGAAAGGAUAUUGAGGAUCCUGAGCUCUCUAGUCAUUUUUGA
This is a messenger RNA of Amoebophrya sp. A25, 1673 nucleotides long. The record is from the annotation of a GenBank genome assembly. NCBI's taxonomy places the organism in Eukaryota, Dinophyceae, Syndiniales, Amoebophryaceae.